AUGGUCGAAAUUGGUGGUGUACAAAUAAAGGCGAUCAUUGAUUCCGGUUCCAGCUGCAACAUUGUGGAUAGGAAAACGUGGGAGUUCUUGAAACGAAAUGACAUAAAAUGCAGGGACGAGCCAAGGAAAACAGAACUGUAUGCCUAUGGAUCUAAGGAACCACUGAAGACUGCUGGUGUAUUUUGGUCAACGAUUGUUUACAAGGGUGUAGCGGUAGAUGACGCAGAAUUUGUUGUCAUUGAGGGAUCUGGACAGUCCUUAUUAAGCUGUGAUACAGCUAUGCGACUUGGCGUACUUAAAAUAGUGCGUCAAAUGGAAACCCCGGGAAUAUCGGAUGUUGUUAAUAAUUACAACGAAUUAUUUACGGGACUUGGAAAACUGAAAGGUUAUCAACUUGAAGUGCCCAUUGACCAGGCUGUAACACCUGUAGUGCAACCGACCAGACGCGUGCCAUAUCAGUUACGAGAGAAGUUGGAAGCUAAAAUCAAAGAAUUACUCGACUCAGAUGUCAUUGAACCCGUAAGUGGACCGUCGAAGUGGGUGUCCCCUGUCGUCAUAAUACCAAAGAAUGAUGGCGACAUUCGACUUUGCGUUGACAUGAGGCAGGCAAACAGAGCCGUACAAAGGACUAGGACACGCCUACGGCAUGAAUGCCUCUUUGAUAGCAUGUUCAGAGACAGAGUGUUUUGUAUGCUGGACGAGUACGGAUGUAAAUAA
Molecule: messenger RNA, 717 nt
Organism: Dreissena polymorpha
Lineage: Eukaryota; Metazoa; Mollusca; Bivalvia; Myida; Dreissenidae
Exons: 2
Coding region: 1-717 (238 amino acids)
Source: RefSeq, a predicted model, not a curated record